CCUGAAACUCGUCGCAUACUUUCACAAUGGGUGGUCAUCUCGAUCCUAAGAACGGAAUUUUCCUCGGCACGUGGGGUGACCUCGGCUGCCCUACUCCCCAGCGUAUCACCUCCUACUCCCUCUCUCCCAACCGUCAGCGCCCUCUCGCCGGUGCCGGUCACGCCGCUAUCUUCAACACCUUCCGCAGAUUCAGACACCAGGUCCUCUACGUCGCUCCUCCCUUCAUUGCCGCCUACGCCCUCAUGAACUGGGCUAUUGAGCGCAACGAGUACCUCAACUCCAAGCCUGGCCGCCUUCUCGAGGGUGGUGAGGAGUAAAUGUAACGUGCGAUACCAAGGGGACCACUACGGGGAAGAAAUGUAGCCCAGGAAGAAUGCAGGAAUUCGUUUGGUGAUUGCGAUGUACAGUAACUAGAAGCAAUCGGUUGUGUUGCGUGUGCCGCUUUGCC
Messenger RNA from Aspergillus fijiensis CBS 313.89, 448 nucleotides. Its product is annotated as ubiquinol--cytochrome-c reductase subunit 8. Lineage: Eukaryota; Fungi; Ascomycota; Eurotiomycetes; Eurotiales; Aspergillaceae. The transcript has 4 exons. Bases 27 to 317 code for a protein of 96 amino acids. The record is from RefSeq and is a predicted model, not a curated record. Gene Ontology annotation, biological process: mitochondrial electron transport, ubiquinol to cytochrome c.